Molecule: messenger RNA, 2496 nt
Organism: Lineus longissimus
Lineage: Eukaryota; Metazoa; Nemertea; Pilidiophora; Heteronemertea; Lineidae
Product: kelch-like protein 9
Exons: 5
Coding region: 52-2211 (719 amino acids)
Molecular function (GO): protein binding
Source: RefSeq, a predicted model, not a curated record
AUGUUCGAUUUUCAUUUUGAUAAAUUUGACUUUUCACCUCCUCGUUGUUUCAUGGGAGUAGAAGGAUCUCGACUUCAUGACGGAUACACCAGCUGCCCAAGGUGCGUCAUGGCUGGUGGUGGUGAUUGGAUUGACUCAGAGUGUGGGGGUUACCCCUCGGGGAAAGUCCAGGGUCCAUUUCAGGCUGGAGCGUCAGGAGACUUCAGAAUGAAAUUCUUCGACACGCUGCAACAUCUACGGGAAGACGAGUCAUUUUGUGACCUCACUCUGAAAGCCGGCAAUACAGUACUUAAAUGUCACAAGGCACUGAUCGUUGCUGCUAGUCCCUAUUUCCGCUGCCUGCUUACCCCAAAGAUCCAAAAAGGGCCACUUGACGAACGUCUGGAGUUCCCUGUUGUGCGUCGCAGGGGGAAGGAUCUUUGUGACAUAUCACUACAGGCUGGGAAUGUAGGAAUCAAAGUUCAUAAACCUGUCACAGAACCGUUGUCUCCAAAUUGUUUUGAGACGUCAUUGUCAAUUGAUAUUCCACCAGAGGGCAGUACAGCCUCUGAAAGUGAAUGUGUCGAGUUAAAGGACGUCUCAGGAACUGUCUUGAAGAACAUCAUAGAUUUCAUUUACACUGGAGAUCUGGUCUUGACAUCAGAGACCAUCUCGACAGUCCUACAUACAUCGUCAUAUUUCGAGAUAACACCAGCAGUUGAUAUCUGUAAAGCCUAUAUCAAAGAAAAUUUGAAAGUUACAAACUUUCUGAACUUCCUGUCCUUGGCUGAUUCGUAUAACUUGGACAUCAUAGAUGUCGCUGCAAGUCACUUUUCCGUCUUCGUGUGCAAGGCCAAGGACAGCUUUCUGAAUCUAGACUACAGGUUCUUCCAGGCAAUACUUGCCUCGGAAAAACUUUCUGACAUUUCCGAGGAAGUACUUUGCAAGCUUGUCUUGCAUUGGGUGUAUCAUGAUCUGGCCGAUAGGAGGAGUUACCUGAGCAGUCUACUGGACGACAUUCGUCUCUGCCUCCUGCCAUAUGAAAUGUUGGCACAGCUACUGAAAAUUGACAUGAUCAAGGAAGAAGAGAAAGCAGUGUUCUUGAUAAUGGACGCCCAGGGCUACCAAGAGGUUGAGAUGCUCAAGCCAUUACAGCAUGGCCAUCUGACUAGUUUCCGCACAAAGGCAGCGAAUUUGACAAUAUUCGACAGUCAUGAAAAGGAGUGGGUGUUACCUGUGGAUGACCUCGAGUGGUUAGAGGCAGAGAACGUUGCUACAUGCUGCUCGUCAGCAGACAAGAAGAGCAUAGAGGGCAGCGUUGUCUUCAACAACUUUCUAUUCGUUGCCUGUUGCAGUUACCAUGACAAAGAGACAACGUUACAUCGUUACGACCCACGUUUCCAAAAAUGGCUGCAGCUGUCAUCCCUUGAUGAGCAUAGGGAGUGCUUCACCAUAGAGGCAAGCGGGAAGUACCUUUAUAUUCUUGGAGGUAUCAGUAAAAAGAGGAAGCCCAGGCGAUCCUACGUUGUGUAUUCUAUCGCUCAAGAUAGGUGGUCAGAGAAGGAACAGAUGCCAUUUCCAUUUGCUCUCCAUGCCAGUACAACCCACGCUGGCGACAUCUAUUGCUCCGGAGGUUUUCAUGGGGAGUCGAACACUAAGACAUCCAAGUGGAUGUAUAAAUUGGACCCCAACAGCAGCCAAUGGACACAGAAGAAGAGCUUAUGGUGUGGCCGCAGCCGUCAUAGCAUGGUAACCAUCGGGGACCAUCUGUAUGUUGUUGGAGGUGUUGCUCUUCAGAUGCCGUUCGGCCGAGACAGGAUGGCGACGCACAACGUCAUCGAAUACUACGAUACCAAACUUGACCAGUGGACGUCUUGUGCGCCCAGUAUGAUUGGAUACUCACAAAUUACAGCUUGUGGUGUACAGAAUGCAAUCUAUAUCACAGGGAUUUGCCAACUUGGAUACGAGGAGGAUAAUGACGGAAGGAAUUUGUGUGACCAGGCUGUCGUCUUUAAAUUCGAUCCAAUCAAGGAGACACUGACAAAGCUGUGUUCCUUUGCAACCUCCUUCGAUGACUGUGAGGAGCAAGAACUCUACAAACUCAGCUGCUAUUCCUUGGACUAUGGUCCUCAGCCAUCGUUUGGGUUCUUUGUAGAUGAGGCAUGGGCAGAGGAACUCUUUGGACUCAAAUCUUAUGGACUCAUGGCCUUCACAGGACUUUCUCUGAACUGAUCAAUUCAGCCAUUCAAAGAAAUUUGGACUUGAGAAUGUAAAUCUCGAUAAAUUCUGUUGAUCUGAGAAAUCAUGACAAAUUUGGAUACAUUCCUCAAAUGGUUGCAGUUUCCAUACAGGACCGAGGCAUUUGUAAUACCUGGCAAUAAAAGCAUUUUAAAAGCAAGUUUGAUGCUGGUAUAUCAAUAACAUUAUGAGUAAACAAUUAAUGACAUGCCAUUAUGUGCUUUUUAAUGUGCAUGUGGGUCCAUCGUCACUUACAUGCACCAAAAUACUUGGGCAAAA